Molecule: messenger RNA, 3466 nt
Organism: Biomphalaria glabrata
Lineage: Eukaryota; Metazoa; Mollusca; Gastropoda; Planorbidae
Product: protein AF-9-like
Exons: 5
Coding region: 54-2381 (775 amino acids)
Biological process (GO): regulation of DNA-templated transcription
Cellular component (GO): super elongation complex
Source: RefSeq, a predicted model, not a curated record
AUUUUUUUAGCUUAUAAAAUUCUAAAAAUAAACAUACUCUGACUCUACAAAACAUGUCUAGUGACUGUGUUGUUACUGUUACCAUUGAACUUGGACAUCAAGCAAAUUUUCUCAGUAAACCAUCUCCUGAAGGGUUUACACAUGAUUGGACCGUCUUUGUUCGUGGUCAAGAUGGAAGUAGAUUGGAUGCAUUUGUUGAAAAGGUUGUUUUUAGACUUCACAAAACCUUUAAAUGUCCUCUGCGAACUAUUUCAGAACCUCCAUACAAAGUUUCUGAAUCAGGCUAUGCUGGAUUUUUAUUGCCUAUUGAGAUACACUUCAAGAAUAAGCAGAGUCCUAGAAAAAUUGUUUUUUCUUAUGAUUUGUUUCUGAAUGCCAAAGACAGCCCUCCGAUUAAUAAUGUUAGAAUCGAAAAGCUGAAAUUUCAAAAUCCAACUCCAGAAUUUAAAGCUAAGCUUUUUAAAGCUGGUGGAAUUGAACAAGGGGCUGAUCCUAUCACAUAUCCUCUUCCUGACCAAAUGCCUUUUCUGAUUAAAACAGAGCUUAAGAAGUCAAUUAAAGCUCCCAAAGAUAAAGAGAAAAAAAAGAAAAAGAAAAAUCCCCCAAAGUCUGUUUCUCCAGAUGUAUCGCUUUCAUCAUUAUCAUCAUCAUCAUCUUCACUGUCAGAUAAUGAGCCUAGUUUUUCUUUGCCGCACCCCCCUCAGAAAAAGGAAAAAUGGAUACAUAAAGCAGGAGCAUUGACCUAUCCAUCAACACACUCUAAAUCUGAAUCUUCCACUCACAUAGAUGUUGAUAAGCAUAAAAUUUCUUCUAAAGAGAAAUACAGCUCUGAAAGUGACUUCUCUCACAAGCCUCACAAACACAAGAGCAAAGAUAAAGACCGUGACAAAGUGACUCAUAAAAGCAAAGAUAUGUCUAAGAAAGUGAAAGAUAGCUCUCACAAAGACAGAGAAGGUUCUCAUUCUUCAACUAAAAGCUCUGGGGAGAAGAAAAGCUCCAGUAGCAGUUCAUCUCACAAAGACAAAGAGAGGAGCUCUUCCAAUAAAGAGAAAGAGAGUGCAACUACUGUGCAUUCUGAAAAAUCAGGCUCAUCCAACAAGGAAAAAGAGAGGCAGAGUUCUACUCACAAAUCAAAACAUUCAUCCCACAAAGAUCUUUCAUCAUCAUCACAGGAGAAAAAAUUAAAAAUGGAUACAAAUGAAGUAAAGGUAUCCAAGGAAAAACAUCCGAGUGAAGUUAAAAGCCAUAAACGAUUGCAUGAAACACCACAAGAUAGCAGCAGUGAGAAGAAAAAACUCAAAAGGAGUACAUCAGUUACAAGUGUUGAAGAAAAGCAUAAAACAAAAGUUGAACCUGUAAAAGAGAAGCACAGCAGCAAACAUAAGGAGAGCAAAGAGCAUGACUAUCUUAAGAUGAAAGGAGAGAAGGACCACAAAUCAUCUACUUCUAAGAAAAGUAAACAUGAAUCAAGUCAACAUAGUGAUAAACACAAACAAACUUCUUCAGAGACCAAACAUAAAGAGAAGAAAGAGAAAAGCUCUCAUACUAAACAUCAUGAUUCCAAGUAUAAACCGGACAAGCUUGACACCAACACUAAAGAUAAUCUAGCAAUGAAUGCAGAUUUUCAGCCUAAGUUGUUAAUAUCCCCUUUAAAGGAUAAGUCUAGUGAUGAAGGCUGUCAGGGGCGUUCACCUUUAAUGGUUACUGAGCAGACAAAAUCGAAGAGGUCAAAAAGUACAUCAAGUCACAGUAGCCAAUCAUCUGUACAUGACUUAGAUAAGUCAGACACAGAAGCCCAACAACAGGCUGACAAGGCUAAAAAUAUUAUUUCUGGACUCGCUGAUAGUGACAGUGAUUCUGGCGAAGACUCUGUGAAUCCACCUAAAACACCCCCCAAAGAGCAGAAAAUAUCACAACCUAAACUUCUACAGCCUGUUUCAGAAAGCAGUAAGCAAUCAAAUGCCAAAUUAAUAGAAAAAAAACGACUGGGUGAGUUGGACAACACUGUUCUAGAAAGUGUUAAAACAAGCAGCAAAGAAAAUAAAAUCAACAAAUUAGAUUCAGUUAGUAAAACUGAUAUUAAAAAAGUAAAGGAAAAAGUGACUGAAACAAAAAUGUCUGACAAGCCUUUAGAAAAAACAAGCACUAAAGACUGUGAUAUACUUGCACCUAAUGGCUUUCUACUUACAGAACUAAUUUCAAUUAAUGAGAAAAUUGAAAAAGCCCACACUGAAUCCAACAAAGAUUUAUUAUGCAGAGUUGUAGAUAUAAUUGGAAACACAGAUGACUUUGAUUUGGAUGAAAAUAGUGUUUUCUUUGAUAUUUGUAGUGUCGAUAAAAGUAUUGUACUUCAGAUCCAAGCAGCACUGAAAGAGUAUUGACUAUUGUACAAGACUGGUUGUAUAAGUUUCAUUUUUUAUAUAUAUAUAUAUAUGUUGGAAAUUUAACUUCCUCCCCCGCAAAGAACAAUCUACAAUCUUCCAACUAAGAACAGGACACACACCACUAUUAAAUUACCACCUGAACAAAAUAAACUCCACACAACUACCCCUUUGCAGACACUGCACCCACCCCUCUGAAACCGUAAACCAUAUCCUCUUUGAAUGCCCCUCCCUAAUCCACCUUAGGCAGACCCUACUUCCACUACAGCCCAACAUAACCAACACCCUGUACGGCAGUGCUGAACAACUGAAGAAAACAGCACACUUUUUUUCCUUGGCACAGUCUGCAAAAGAGCUCACAGCUCAGCAGCAAUAAAGCUGGCUAGAAGAAGAAGAAGAAGAAGAAAUGUUGGAAAUGUCAAGGAUUUUUAUUAAAUCAGCAUCUUUUUUUACUUUGAAAAUUUAGGUUCAAACUUUAAGUAAAAUAAUACUGCAUUGAAUUAACUGACAUGUCUAUGCCUUAAUUUUGAUUUUAUAGUAUUUUUUAUAGUUAACAACUGAAAAUAUAUAUUUUUUAACAAUACAGUACUUUAUAUUGUAAAUGCAAAGCAUUUUCAUUAAGCUGACUUUGAUAAAUGAUUGCUUUAAACUUGCUUCCGAUGUUAUAGUAAUUACCAUAAGCUUAGGUUUUAAAAUAUGCUUGAUGAAUGUUAACUUUUUUUUUUAUGAGGAUCUCUAUUAUAGACUGAAAAUCGAAUUCCAAAAUUGUGAUGGAAGAGCUUUUUAUUAGAUAUUGGAAGUAAUGUAACAUUGAAUAGUAGAAAUGAUUUAUUAUUACUUUAUCAAAUAUAUGGUUAUCAAAUAUAUGAGCAUAACUUCAGUAUCAUUAUGGCAUUUCUAAGUUUGUUUAUUCAGCAUUUUAAAAAGUGCAAUCAUUUUGUGUAAAUAUGUAUUUAUUAUGUAUUAAGUGAUAACACUAAUGUGUGCAACUGUCUGAGAAUGUUAUAUGUGAUAACUGCUGGUGACACAUCUAUCUUGAAAUAAAGAUUACUAUUUAUGUAAAACCCCCUUAUUUUUUUUUUUUU